Molecule: messenger RNA, 2878 nt
Organism: Magallana angulata
Lineage: Eukaryota; Metazoa; Mollusca; Bivalvia; Ostreida; Ostreidae
Product: vesicle-associated membrane protein 8-like
Exons: 4
Coding region: 103-459 (118 amino acids)
Biological process (GO): vesicle-mediated transport; vesicle fusion
Cellular component (GO): plasma membrane; SNARE complex
Molecular function (GO): SNAP receptor activity; syntaxin binding
Source: RefSeq, a predicted model, not a curated record
AAUUGAACUUUAACCUUAAACUUUUACUUUCACUUUAAUCUGUCACCCGAUCCUUGCUCAUCUCUGUAGUACGGUUCACCGAUAUUCUCUCAGUUUUUAACGAUGAGUAGGGGAGCGAGCAGUCGAGAUAGAUUGGAUGACCUUGACGGUGAGGUUAGUGAGGUCACUUCCCUCCUCAAGGACAAUGUGGACAAGGUGUUACGGCGAGGCGAUAAACUUGACGACAUUCAGCAGAAAGCAGAUGACCUUGAGUCCAGUUCCAUUCAGUUCAAAAAGCGUUCCACGGACCUUCGACGUAAGAUGUGCUGUUCCAACAUUCGAAUGACACUAAUCCUUAUACUGGUUGUGGUUGUUAUCAUUGCAGUUAUUGUGGUUAUCGUUUUAAUGACAGUUAAACCAUGGGAACAUUCAGACAGUGGGGGUGGUAACCAUGGAAACAAAACCAUCACCUAUGGGUAAAGGUGGAUAAUUGGAGUAUCAAAUUCUUAUUCCCUGUGAUUUUUUUUAUUUCCUAAGGAUGGGACCAGCAAUAGAUAUUUGUGUAAUACAUGUCGUUUAAGAUUUUGUUCUUUGUUUGUUUUUGUUUUGGUUUUUUUUUUUUUGGGGGGGGGGGGGGUAUCAUUAAUGUUGUUUUAUUAAAACAUUGAUGAUAUAUAAAAACUAGCUGACAAAAAUUCUCACUUCAUAAUGUGACACAAAAGUUAUUGAAAUACAAAUGCUGACAUUAGGCAUGCCAAUUUUCUACUGAAAAGGUUAAUAAAACAUGCAUGAAAAUAUUAUGAAUUUUGAAAACAUUUUGAAUAUGUCAUAUUACAGUGUUAAUGAUCAUCUUUGACUGAUUGAAUUGUACAGUCACUUUAAUACAAACUGAAAAAAAUAAGUUACUUGAUAAUACAUUUUACUUCCAAAAUUUUGUGUUAGUACAAUGUGUAGUGUACAUUUGUUAAUGUACUUGUAAUACUGUAAACCAAUUUUUAUUCACAGCGACUUUAUUUCGCAAUUAACUGCCAAUAAACUGGUUCGCGACACUAAUGUUCACAACCAAGCUUUAUCCAGACCUGCAUUGUUAUAAAAACUAUAGACAAAGGAUUGGUUCGCAGCGAGAAAUAUUCGCGACGACAAGCCUCUCGCUAUUAAACCUUGCGAAAAUUUCUCCCACGCGAAUAAAACUUGGUUUACAGUAAUCAUUAGUUUUAACACAGUAACUCAUUUACAUCAAGAUGAUUUAAACAGGGAUUAAUUGCAUUUCAUCUGAUGAAAUAACAUUGGACUAUGUAGGAAACUGUGAUGGUGUCCACUUCUCUAAAUGUGAUGUUUUUUGCAUUUUGAUUACCUGUAUGUUAAACACCUAACCGUCGUUGUCUUUUGCUCAGGAAUUAAAAUACUCCAUUACAUUGUACAUUAAAAAAUGCCAACAAUUACUGACAAUUGUUAAGACUAUGUACCAAAUGUAUACUCAAAUAUUACAAUAAUUAAGCCUUUUCUCAAGCCAUAUUUUAAUAAUAAAAUAUACAUGUAAAUCAUUAAAUAUCACAGAAAGAUAUUGAUUUGAAAACUAAUUUUUGAGUGAUUAUCUGGUGAUUGAUAAGAAAUGGGAAAAACUGUUUUUCAGUGGUGUUGGCCAGUAAUAAUGCAAUGCACUUUGUGAACCACAUUAUUUGAAAUGUCUUUUAUGUCUUGAACAUAGGUACCGUGGGAUUCGCUUAAAAAGAUAGUCAAUUUGACAGAGAAAAGUUAACAGAUUAACUGAUUCUAAUAUUAGAUUAAUCGUUUUAGCAAUUAUGUUGUCUUUGAUUUUCAAUUGUUAUAUAAUAGAAUAUUAGAUUAAAAGUGAAAUCCUCUGUAUCUUGAAUAUCAUGGAUAUGUUUCAGCUCCAACCACUGUAUCUCUGUGUAUUUUAACCUUUACAUCUUGUUAAAUCCUUGGGUUUAUUGAAGUGUUUAUUUGGUCCCAUCGAGUUCGAGAUAACAAGGUUUGAUUGUAAUUGUAACUAGUAAUCUGUGUAUUUUAGGUACUCCAUCUUAAAAACUUGUUUUAUAUCUCUUGUGUAUAAAGCUGAGGUCAGAGUCUUAUUAUCAAUAACCCAGUAUUCAUGAUGUGAUGAUAUGAAAUAGGACAAUGACUUUAUUAUAAAGACAUAAUAUUGACGUGAUAAUUCAUCAUUUAUUGACCUGGAAAACUGUAUUACCAGUAGUAUAAUUAUGAUUGUACUUGUGUAUGUUUGUGAUUUAACAAUUGCACUUAUGAUGUUAAUUAUUUAAUACAUUGAAGUAUUUAACUGAGGUUUUUUUCUAUGUACUAAAAUAUGAAUGAUUUUAUGAAGACAUUUUAAUCAGUAAAAAGUGUUAUAAUAUUGAGGAAUAAACACAGUCAGUAAGAAUGCCAGUAUAUAUUGAUUCGAUAUACCUCAAACUGAAGAAGGUUGAAAAUGCAUGAACUAGAUCUACAUUUGAUAGGUUUUGUGAAAAAAAUCUAUACAGUUUUUGAAGCAUAUAAUUGCUGAUUUAUCAUCAUAUCAUUAUACAGUUUGUCUAUUUUCUCCUAUUAUUCAAGCCACAGCAUUAAAAAAAUUUAGCAACAUUUUAACUACACACAUAUUUCCUCCAUAAUGACCAUUUAUGUCAGCAAAAGAAAUAAUUAAAUAUUAACGUAUGAUACUUUCUCUUCAAAAUUGUAUCAUGUACAUGUACUUCCUAAAGACAGUAAGUUAAACAAAAACUCUACAUAUACAACAUUUUUUGCAAUAAUCUUUCUUGUUGAAAGAAAUUAAUGAAAUUGUUUAUGACCAAACUGAUGUUUGAAAUUAAUGUCAAUUAUUUUGUAAAUGUGCUUUUAUGCAAGUCAUAUAUUGUAACAUAAAAUAAAUGUAAAAAUCAAU